This is a messenger RNA of Amphimedon queenslandica, 631 nucleotides long. RefSeq names its product putative transporter svop-1. Gene Ontology annotation, cellular component: membrane. The record is from RefSeq and is a predicted model, not a curated record. Lineage: Eukaryota; Metazoa; Porifera; Demospongiae; Haplosclerida; Niphatidae. The coding region runs from base 214 to 627 and encodes 137 amino acids. The transcript is spliced from 7 exons.
CAAGAAGUAAAGGCAGCAGCAGCAGCUGAUUCUGAACACACUAACAAUAAGCCAAUACUAAGAGCAGAGUUUUCAUUCAUUGGGAAUACUAAUGAUGAUCAGGAGCUGUUACUGAAUGGGACCUCAUCUCCCCACCAGAUACACUGAAGAGGAUGAAGCUGCUGGUAGAGACGGCACAAGAGAGUUUCACUCUUUAUGGGACAAAAUUAAAUUAUGGAAACAGCUCUGAAGUCUGGCCAGGACUUCCGUCUCCUUUUCUCUGGCGGAAUGUGGAAAACCUCAAUACUCCUCAUAAUCAUUUGGUUGGGUUGUGCCUGGUUGUAUUACAGAGCUAUUCUAAUUACUACGACAAUCCUUGAGACUGGAUACGAUCCUCACUGUGGAAGUGUCAAUCAGUCAUUAAACUCCGGCUUUCAAAACCUCACAAGUUCCUUUUACUUGAAAAUUAUUUGGACUUCAGUUGCAGAGUUUCCUGGUAUUAUAAUUACGCUGGUUAUAAUUGAAAUCGUUGGAUGUAAUAUUACAAUGGCACUUGAGUUUGUUGGCUGUGCUAUAUUCUUUGGAUUGAUAUUAAUAUGUGUAUCAGAAACUCUGCCAGGAUUAUUCGUUCCUCUGUCUUUGGUCUGAAUGA